CCCAAUAGGCUGGUUUUGCUUCCAAUAAGGAUUAAUUAUAUCUUGGAAUUGGGACAGCAUUAUAAUGUCAUCAUGGGUACAAAGUGAUCCGAAAAUUUGAUUUGGGGAACUCUAUUUAUUUUAAAAGGUGUUUUAGCUUCAGUGUAUUGUACUGUCAAUAAAAAUUUGAAGAUUUUAUUUUUGGGGGGAUUUCUAUGCUGUUCAUAUGGUUUACAAUAUACCACCCUCUGGGUUUCUUACCAGUGAGAGGUUGGUUAUAGGUUUAGCUGAUCUUUUCAAUUAAAGCGGCAAAAAUACUAAAUAGUGAUCAUUCUUGUAUUCAUUUUUACACACAUAUUUGUACAGUAUAUGUAUAUAUAUAGUAUAUAGUCUGUGUGGCUUUUUAAUAUUGGCAAUGUAAUAUCUACUAGUUUAUCCACAUUGUCUGGCAGCCAAAUAGAAGCUGGGUUAGAACUGUAUUUUGUUGUCUGUAAUGGUACAAACCCUUGGCUGGGAAAAAAGAAAUAACUAUUACUUCAAACUUGGCCUAAACAAGGCAGAAGAUAAAUUAUUAGUGAAUAUGGUUCUUUUAGCCGAAGAACGAUUCAGGACUCUACACCUUUUUUUGUUGUUGCUACAAACAAAUUUUCACUUCUACUGUACACAAAUCUUAAUGAUUUAUUUUUAUGGUUAGUGGAACAGAAAGUACCUGUAUGUAUUAACUGAUAGCUUAAGUUGGAAUACGUUGGAAAAUAGAGUCAAUGUGAGCCUGUUAUUGACAAUACAGAUGUUUAGAUCACAUUACAGGUAGCUAAUAUACAGUACAGCAGAUAUUAUACAAUGGAAAUGUGAAUAUUGCCUUUUAUGGGUUUUUUUAUUUCAUAACCACUGAUAUCUUUUCUCUUGUCAUUUCAGAAUCAUUUGGCAAAUAAUUCAAACAAUUUACAACUACAUAUAUGACAAAAUCUUUAGAUUCGCUUAUUUUAUCAGUUCAAAGCGCAUCCAACAUGAAACAGAUCAGUACUUUUUUGAAAAAGCGGAUAUUGAAAAACAGGAUGAAAAGCUUGAUGAACCGGAUUUCCCUAAACUCGGCAAAUGUUGCUCAAUACUUCUUAUUAUUGCACUUGCUUUCCUUAUGGCAGUGAGUAAUACGGACAACAUCAUUUAUAAAUCUGUCCGUCCCUACAUAGAAGAGGAAUUCGAAAUAACGGACUUUUAUUCGUCAGUUAUAACUCUAAUGUUUGUUGGCAGCUGUGCAACCAUGGCCCCGAUAUUAUUUUAUUUCUGGAGUACCUUCACCGGACUAAGAGUAAUAUCAGGAAUUGUCGCCGUAAUGGUCAUGUUCGGCAUUGGCAGUACUUUAGUUUCAGAGAAGUCAUUCUGGACGUUUGUGUUACUUCGAAGUCUCAUGGAAUCCGUAAAAAGCCAUUAUUUAGCUGCUGCUCCAAUGCUGGUAGCAGAACUUUUUGAUACUGACCAACGACGUAAAAUGCUGACCUUACUUUACAUUCUCAACACUAUUGGAACUUUUGCGGGGACCUUUAUUGGAACGUAUGUAGCCAGCGUAAUAGGAACCGACUGGCGUAUGGCACUGCGGAUUGCACCUGUACUUGAUGUGGUGGCUCUUGUGCUUCUAGCAGCAGUGAUGAGAAAGCCAGGUCGAGGUGGUUUUAUGUUGAAGGCUGAAAUAUAUCAGAAGAGAACUAAAGUUUACUCUGAUAUUUUUGAUCUGAUUUUAAACCGCUGUUUGGUCUUUGCUGUUUUGGGUUAUGCAGCUAGUAUGUUCAUUACUAAUAGCAUGUAUACAUAUGCUCCGAAUGUACUGAGAAAUGCUCGCAUGAUGUCAAAUAAUCACCAGCCUUGUCUGACAGUUGACUGCACCUUCGAUGACAGAUUGAUCUACGGAUUGUGCAAAUGUCUUGCUACUGCAAUCGGCAUUAUUCUCGGCGUGAAGAUCAAUGCACAUUAUAAAAAGCGGAAUCCACAUGGAGAGCCAGUUGUGUGUAUCGUAGCACUUCUGGUCUCUGUCCCACUUAUGUGCUUUGGAUUAUUUUUUGUAGGAAUUAGUUCUGUCGUAUCCCAAAUUCUCUUCUUCCUAAAUGGGAUUUGUUUGGCUAUGAACAAGGUCCUUAUCAACGAAAUCAUCAUGAUGGUAGUGUAUCCAAACCGCCGCUCUUGGUCAUUUACUGAAAAGUCAAUAAUAGGAUUGCUUGGAAAAGAAGGAGGCGAGAAAGAACAUUUAUGGAUUUUUAAAUUUAUGAAGAUAAACUACUCAGAAUCUGACCUGAUACGGAAUCACGCAAUGGAAUUUAUUCUCUACAUUUGUCCAUUUAUGGCUUUGGUCGGAGCAGGAUGUUUCUGUGUAACUGCAAAAUACUUUGAAUAUUAUAAGCAAAAUGUAGAAGACUUUAUGAAUACACCAUUCACAGAUGUAGAACAACCCUUGGAUACGGUGGAAUCAUCUGACACAAAGUAACAUGAUAGAUGAAGUUGGAAAAAGACCUCGCUGUGAUGCUUCUGAAAUGUUCUGUGAUUAUAAUAAAAUGAAAAGUUCUGUAAUAUUGAUUAAAAUACAAUAAAUAAAAAAUAUAUUUCAUAUUGAA
Messenger RNA from Xenopus laevis (African clawed frog), 2582 nucleotides. RefSeq names its product protein spinster homolog 1-like. The record is from RefSeq and is a predicted model, not a curated record. Lineage: Eukaryota; Metazoa; Chordata; Amphibia; Anura; Pipidae. The coding region runs from base 1115 to 2455 and encodes 446 amino acids. The transcript has 11 exons.